UGGGAUUAACAUGAAAAUGUUGCUACACAUUUAUCCGCAGGUCUAGUUCAGUUCCUGAGAGUUUGAAUUCACAGUCUUAAUCUCGUACAUAUAAGACAAACAUUGCAACAUCUACUUUCAUUGUAUUUAGACUUGGACAACAUAAGGACGUUACGUGUUGCCGUUGAUAUCAGCCUGCUUUGACUGUAAAUCCUCUCUCUAAACAGAUUAAAGAUUAAAUGUGACGAUCCUAAAUCCUAAAAAGUGACUUUAGAAAAAGUAAAGCAGCUCUCCAGCGUAAAUCUUUAGUGUAAGUGGUUUAUGAGAGUAUUUAAGGAGGCUGUAUUCAUCAGGAGUAACAGAAAGCUCAGAGCCACGAUGGGAAAACACUUCCACUUGUAUGAGAACAUUUCUAAAGUGGACCCCUUUGAGGGGCCACAGUAUUACCUGGCCCCUAUGUGGGCGUUUUACCUGCAGACCGCAUUUAUGGGUUUCGUUUUUUUCGCUGGAACCCCUCUAAACUUUACCGUUCUCCUCGUCACGGCCAAAUACAAGAAGCUCAGGGUCCCACUCAACUACAUCCUCGUCAACAUCACCGUGGCAGGAUUCAUCUUUGUCACCUUCUCCGUCAGUCAGGUGUUUGUUGCAUCCGCGAGGGGUUACUACUUCCUGGGUUACACCUUGUGUGCGCUGGAGGCUGCGAUGGGAUCUGUAGCAGGACUGGUGACAGCCUGGUCUUUGGCUGUUUUGUCUUUUGAGAGAUAUCUGAUCAUUUGUAAACCUUUUGGAGCCUUUAAGUUCACCAGCAACCACGCUCUUGCUGCUGUCGCCUUCACCUGGUUCAUGGGAAUCGGUUGUUCCAGCCCACCUUUCUUUGGCUGGAGCAGGUACAUCCCUGAAGGUCUUGGCUGCUCCUGUGGACCUGACUGGUAUACUCACAACGUUGAGUACAACUGCACUAGCUACUUAUACUUCUUGAUUGUGACCUGCUUCAUAAUGCCACUCAGCAUCAUCAUCUUCUCCUACUCUCAGUUACUGGGUGCUCUUCGAGCUGUAGCAGCUCAGCAGGCGGAGUCGGAAUCAACUCAGAAGGCAGAGAAGGAAGUCUCAAAGAUGAUAAUCGUCAUGGUGGGAUCCUUCGUUGCAUGUUAUGCUCCCUACGCUAUGACAGGUCUUUGGUUUGCCUUCUCUCCAGACGAAAACAAAGAUUAUCGACUUGUUACCGUCCCUGCAUAUUUUUCCAAAAGCUCGUGUGUCUACAACCCACUCAUCUAUGCCUUCAUGAACAAACAGUUUAAUGCCUGCAUCAUGGAGACAGUUUUUGGAAAACCAAUGGAUGAGUCUUCUGAAGUUUCUUCAAAGACAGAAGUGUCAUCAGUGUCCACAGCUUCCUAAAGUUUACAACAAAAUACAACUGAAGACAUUUCAGCACUUUCAAAAAAGACAUUGAAAUAUCUGUAUGUGAUGAUUACUUAACAAACAACAUGUAAAUAUCAAAAACUGUUCUACUGCAUAUAUUUAUUUUACUGUAGAGCUUUUUUGUUUAGAUAAAUUCAACUCAAGAUUUUAAUAAAAAUCUUACAAAGAGUAUGUU
Messenger RNA from Pungitius pungitius (ninespine stickleback), 1573 nucleotides. It is a transcript of the gene opn1sw1, whose product is annotated as opsin 1 (cone pigments), short-wave-sensitive 1. The coding region runs from base 301 to 1374 and encodes 357 amino acids. NCBI's taxonomy places the organism in Eukaryota, Metazoa, Chordata, Actinopteri, Perciformes, Gasterosteidae. Gene Ontology annotation, molecular function: G protein-coupled photoreceptor activity. The record is from RefSeq and is a predicted model, not a curated record. Gene Ontology annotation, biological process: cellular response to light stimulus; visual perception; phototransduction. The transcript has 5 exons. Gene Ontology annotation, cellular component: photoreceptor outer segment; plasma membrane.